This is a messenger RNA of Quercus lobata, 1020 nucleotides long. RefSeq lists its product as uncharacterized. Bases 1 to 1020 code for a protein of 339 amino acids. The transcript is spliced from 2 exons. The record is from RefSeq and is a predicted model, not a curated record. NCBI's taxonomy places the organism in Eukaryota, Viridiplantae, Streptophyta, Magnoliopsida, Fagales, Fagaceae.
AUGGAAGGAACAAGUGAUAUUUUAGCAUUGAAGAUGUUGAAUCAUGAGUUGGUGAAAUUGGAUCGCUUUGAUGAAACCAAUUUCUCUCGAUGGAAAGACAAGAUGAAAUUCCUACUGACUGCACUCAAACUCUUCUAUGUCUUGGACUCGAAUUUGAUGCCUUUUCCUACUGCGAGUGAUGUAAACACUGAUGAGAUAAAGGCACAAAGAAAGAAACAGGAGCAAGACGAACUGAUUUAUAGAGGGCACAUUCUCAAUACUCUUUCGGAUCUUCUCUAUGAUCUCUACAUAUCAAUGAAGUCACCGAAGGAGAUUCGAAAUGCUUUGGAAGCAAAAUGCAAAACUGAGAAAAUAGGUACGAAUAAGUUUAUUAUUCAAAAGUAUUUUGAUUAUAAAAUGCUUGAUAAUAUCUUAGUUUUAGAUCAAGUACAUGAGUUAAUUUUGGUCAAUAAACUCCGUGAUUUAUCAAUCAAUAUUCUUGAAUCAUUCCAAGUGGGUGCAAUCAUUGCGAAACUCCCACCAAGUUGGAAUAAUUUUAGGAAGAAGCUUCUACAUACGUCAGAAGAUCUCACUUUAGAAAAAUUCGGACAACAUCUUCGAAUUGAAGAGGAAAGUCAGGUUAGAGAUGGGACUAACACCAAUUCUAAAGUAAAUGUGAACAAUGUGAGCAAUGUUCAAAGUGGGAGUUCGAGUAAGGCCAAUAAGUACUUGAAAGUGAACAAAAGUGGGAGUGAUUUCAAGAAGAACAACUCCAAUAAUCCCAACAAAGACAAGAAGAACCGGGCUUGUUUCGAUUGUGGAAAGAAAGGCUAUUACAUUCACGAAUUUUAUAUGGCUAUGAUUGCAAAUCCUUUUGAUUGGUGGUUCGAUUCAGGUGCAACAAUGCAUGUGUGUAACAACAAAGAGCAAUUCAAGACUUAUGAUGAGUCUUCCAUAGAACAACAAGUGCUGAUGGGUAACCACACUAAAGCAAAGGUUCUUAGAAAGGGCACCGUUGAAGUGCAAAUAAGUUCUGACUAG